AUGGCUCAUUUAUUUUCAAGAACCUCCAACACUUCUCAUAAACUAGUUAUAUGUUCAAACAUUAGGUAUUAUGAUGUUAGAGCAACACCAAAAAGUGCAUGUUAUAGAGAUAGAAGAAGAAAAACUUGGAAUGGUUCAAUGUUACAAUGCUGCAGCAGCAGAAGAAGUAGAAGCAGUUCACAACAAUCAUAUUGUGCUGAUCAGAAAGUGAAUUUGCAAACUGAGAAUGAUAGUGAAAAUAUGAAGCAAAAGUUUGAGAUUUUGGCGUGUGAAUAUGGAUGGAGGAUAAGGAGAUUAAUUGUGAUUGCUGAUGAGAUAAAAAUGGCAGCUCAAGUUCAAGCUGAAGCUUUUCAUGUUCCUAUGGCUCUUUUCAAUGACUUGUUCUUUCAUUUCUUUAAGGCUGAAGUGCUAUCGGGACUUCUUUACAAGCUUAAAUACUCACCUCCCAAUAGGUAUGCUUGUUUGGUGGCUGAGAAUGAUGAAGAUUCACCAAAAGAACUUGUUGGUGUCAUAGAUGUUACUGUAAUGAGAGAUCAAGAUGUUCUUGAACAUCUUCCGGAUGAAGCACAAGAGUACCUUUAUGUUUCAGGAAUAGCCGUCUCCAAUGCUUUCAGGAGGAUGAAAAUAGGGACUGUAAUGUUGAAAGCAUGUGACAUGCUUUCGAAUUUGUGGGGUCUCGAGUUUCUUGUUCUUAGAGCUUAUGAAGAAGAUGUGGGUGCUCGAACAUUGUACACAAAUGCAGGUUACCAAGUUGUGUCUAAAGAUCCACCAUGGACAAGUAAUUGGAUUGGAAGGAAAUGUCGAGUUCUUAUGAUCAAAAGAAUUAGUUUAUUGUCUUAG
Messenger RNA from Vicia faba (fava bean), 840 nucleotides. The record is from the annotation of a GenBank genome assembly. Lineage: Eukaryota; Viridiplantae; Streptophyta; Magnoliopsida; Fabales; Fabaceae.